AUGCAGUACAUAAACAUAUAUUCAUUUGUUUGGUAACCAGGCUUGAUUAUUAUAAUAAGUCGAAGUGCCUUCCAAAAACACAAAAAGCAUUUGCAGGUUUCCAGAAAAUAUGUAAUCAUUAAAGAAAACAUACAAUGCGGAUGCUUCUGCAAACAGAACAGUGAAACCUUUUCAGGAUUAACAAAACCAGCAGGAACGAUCUAACAUAAAGCUUAUGUCACUGCAACACAGUAUAUGAUAAUCUCAGUGAAAUGUUCUACCCUAAAAGGUCAGUUUUGGGAGUUGUUUAGAUGUUACAUAUAAUUCACCGAACCUUGACUGCUUUUUCAGCAAGCUGUAUCUAACGUGUUAUUGUUGGGAAAUUUUACAGUCUCGGAAUAUUAGCAGAACGUUAUUCCUGUGGAACUCUGACAAUAUAUUUACCAAUAUUGGUUUAUACUAGAGCCUUCAUUCAUUUGUCUAAUUGAUUUCCUGUAGGUAGAUGUUGAUUAAAAGGAUGUACAAAAGGACUUUGUACGGGAAAUUGAAGUAAACUGAAACAAAUUUUGAGGAAAUAUGGCGACCGCACAUAUUUCUGCCGACGAAAAAUCGGACUCUAGCACAUUGACACGUGACAAACUAUAUGUCAAUCCAACUCAUUUAGAAGCACGAUAUCCUGGAACACCACGUGUAAGCCUCACAUGUUAUCCUGGCUCACCACGUGUCAGCGCCAGUUUUCAUGGCAACCAUUCGUCAAUUCCAAGCUUGGAUGCGUUAAGUCUAAACAAAAACCGUCGACGAAGCACCAUACAUUCUUACAAUUUGGUGAAUUACUACGCUCUACCUCAAGAUUCAUCAACCAACAGAAAUAUUAGGCAAAUGACCGAACGAAAAGCUUUAAAAAAUGUUAUAGUUCUCGGACUGUCUUUUAUGUUCGUACACACAGCGUUUGUUUCUAUCCUAAGUUUACAAAGUAUUAUGAACCCCGAAGGAGGAAUAGGAGUCGUUUCCAUCAGCUGCAUUUACGCAACAACUGUCAUUUCGUGUCUAUUGGCACCAUUACUAAUAAACACAAUUUCUGCUAAAUGGACGAUGAUAGUGGCAUUCUUUUUAUUCACUGGUUAUUUUGCUGGAAACUUUUACCCGAAACAGUUCAUGCUAAUUCCACUUGGAUUAAUUUUGGGUAUGCUUGGGGGCCCAUUAAUGGCGGCACAGAUGACAUAUGUGACAACAGUUGCUCUCACGUAUGCGCAUCAUGCAUUGAUUAUAGAUCAAGAAACCGUGGUAAAUAAGUACAUGGGUAUAUUUUGUGCGUUCUAUAGAAGCAGUUAUAUAUGGGGAAAUCUUAUAACGACCCUAGUGUUAUCUAACAAUCAGACACUCCGCUUUGACAAUCUGGAUAAUUUUGGCCCAUCGGGAAAUUUGACAGAAACAAUUCCGAAACACGAAAACGUUACAGAGUACAGAACGUGUGGCGCCUCAUCUUGUCAAGUAAACUCAAUGACAUGGCCUGUGGAAAAAUACGACAUUACCAAUAACCCUUUCACGUUCGAAACAGAAAUACCAGACAGUACAAAAUACAUGUUACUCAGUAUUUACCUCGGCUGCGGUAUAAUGGCGGCUGUCAUUCUAAUGGCGCUGUUAGACAUGAACGUUGGCUCGAAGAAAAUAAACGCUGAUCUAAAAAUAACUACCAAAGAACUUUUCUUUUCGACUAUCAACAUGCUUAAAGACUCGAGAUGCCAGCUUCUGGUGCCAUUGGUUUUGUUUGUUGGCCUUGAGCAAGGAUUCAUCUUUGGCGAUUUUACGCAGUCGUUCGUGAACUGCACGAUGGGAGUGUACAGCCUAGGACCAAUAUUAAUGUGCUUUGGAGGAGUAAGCGCCCUUGCGUCUAUAGUAAUCAGUUGCAUAGCCAAACACAUCAAACGUUUUGCAUUCAUUACUGCUGGUGCGACCUUUAAUGUAGGUCUGUUGAUUGUACUCUGGUUAUGGAAGCCAGUCACCGAAGAUGUUCCGAAUUUCUUUGUAGUCGCUGCUUGUCUAGGACUAUGUGACGCAAUAUGGCAAACCCAAACAUACACGCUAUUUGGCAUACUAUUUGUUGAUAAACAGGAAGCAGCUUUUGCGUCAUACCGGAUGUUCUACGCAACCGGAUGUGCGAUAUCAUUCGGAUACAGUUUCUUUCUGUGCGUACAGACCAAAGUGUACAUACUAGCUGGCAUGCUGACUCUGUCACUGCUAAUGUAUAGUGUGAUAGAGAUGAAAGUACAGCUUCAGAGUCAACACAUUAAAGACAUCGUGGCAUUCUGAGUUAUUUGCGUUAUUGCAAGUUAACAUCACAUCAAAUAAUGAUGUCGUGCUGCAAUAAUUGGGCUAGUAAAUCUGCAUGAUGUCGAAAAACAUCUUUUUUAUUAACAGCUGGGACUUUAAAUGGCAUCGUUUUACUCUAUGUUGUAACAAGACAAAACAAAUUACGUCUAAAACAUCUUUUUUAUUAACAGCUGGGACUUUAAAUGGCAUCGUUUUACUCUACGUUGUAACAAGACAAAACAAAUUACGUCUGAAAACAAAAAGUAGAACGUUUAUUUUGCGGAGCUGGUUUUUCUAGCUCCGGUCCUGUGUAGUCUGAAGUGGAACUGGAGAAAGGUUUAAUUAUAAUGUGUAUGGGUCCGUGAUGAAGCGAACACGUAGAAAUUUAUAAUAGGUCUGAUGCCAUCUAGGCUGCAAAGAGGUAAAAGUAAUCGUUCAAGUAAUAAAUAGCCAUUAUAACUCUUCAAUGGUUUGUCUUUGGGCUUCUUGUGUGUACAUGUGUUGUACUUAAUUGAUGGAGAUAAUCUACAUGGACAAUUUUCACUUCAUUUAUUUUCUCGGUCAAUCUUUGUAUAUCGCUGAACACGAAUGCGAGAGGUGGAGAAUGUAAAUGGUGGCCAUAAAAUGUUUAUGUACACCUAUAUAGUUUUUAUUUUUUUAUUUUCUAUCAUAUGUUCAGCUUUGAUCACCUGCUUUCGUCUGUGGCUCUGACUUACUGUAAUAGACACCUGAAUUAAAUACAAUAUGUCGUUGACACUUUUUCGUGUUAAAAGGUAUUAGGCCUAUAUGUACUUUAAAUUGCAUCAAGUUUUAACGUUACUUAUAACAUAAUAAUUAUAUACCUAUUUAUUUCAAACGAAUAUAUAUUUUAAAUCAUUAGCUGGGCAUGAAACCUCAAGUGUUAUGUAUCCUAUAUAAAUUGUGUCUAUAUAAAAUUUUCUCUAAAUUUUCUCUAAAUUAAUUACUAUUGCUUGUUAUAACUCUGUCUAAUACCCCAGUCACACAUACGGCGCGGAAAGAUAUGUUUAGCCACGGAUACUGAGAAACAUAGUAAUCCGUAUUGAUCCGUACCUCAAAGUAGUAAUCCGUAUCAAUCCGUACCAACACUUGGUCAAAACGUAUUCAAGACUUAUCCAAAACUUACAAGUUUCUCCAACUUCUGAACAUGCACGAAAGUUUGAGCGAUCCUAGCCAUUUGAGCGUGACUUUAGUCCAACUUGGUUGAAACUUAUCCAUCCGUAGAUAAACGUACUAAAACGUAGUUAUCCGUACUGAAACGUAUCUUGUCGUAUUGAUACGUAGCUGAACGUAGUUAUCCGAGGCUGCCCAUACUUAUGCGUAGUUCAACCUAGUUCACCGCGGACCCGUACAUGCGGUGGGCAAGUUGCCAGCCGCAGUAAAACGUAGUUCAACGUAGAACUUAUUCGCGUUCUGUAUUUUUUGUUCCCCGUUUUACACCAUUUUUCCUGUACUAAGACUUAGUGCUCCGUACUUACACAUGUUCCCCCACCCCACGACCUAUCCCAUCCGCACCGUACCUCACGCACGGACAAAUGCGUAUGUGUGACUGUAGCUUAAGGUAUUAUUUACUCAUAAUAACCUUAAUAUCAUAUGAAUAAACCCAUAAUUAAAUGUUUGAAUGCUA
Molecule: messenger RNA, 3934 nt
Organism: Mercenaria mercenaria
Lineage: Eukaryota; Metazoa; Mollusca; Bivalvia; Venerida; Veneridae
Product: protein unc-93 homolog A-like
Exons: 5
Coding region: 556-2289 (577 amino acids)
Source: RefSeq, a predicted model, not a curated record